AUGGCACACGCACGCAACACGAGCACACACUCACACUCACAUUCACACUCGCUUUCACACAUUAUGCGCGAGAACAGCCUCCCAGAAGAACCAAUUGGUUUGGCAGCGGAUAGGAUUGAUGAAGGAGCCGGCAACGCACAGACACGCCCCGGAGACGAUUUCAGACUCGCAGGCGCUUUCGAUAUCCCGCCCGUUUACGAGGAGCGCCAUGGGAGGUCGCAUAGCAGGGCUAACUCGGGGGCACACGCCGAGGGACACAGGAGAAGGAGCUGCAGCCAUGGACAUGCCCGCAGUCGUUCGAGGCAUGCAUAUGAGCGCGAUUUGGAGCGUGGACAGGAGGUACAGCAGCAGCAGGAUCAGACACCGGAGCAGAACACACAAAACACUCAAAACACACAAAACACACAAAACACUCACUCCCACAAUACCACACGCAACACCCCCUCCACCCAGCAAACCACCAAACACCUCCCAGAACUCAGCUACCACCCCCACAAGGCUAGACCACAGAUUCCCAAUAGAGCUUCUAGCAACGAACGCCGGCGUAGCCAGCCUAUAGGCCUGGGCUCGGACAGGAUUAAUGAAGGCGGAGACGCGACGGACAACAAAGUCGCCGGCCAUACGUAUUCCUUCUCGACAGACGGGGGAAAAUGA
Messenger RNA from Wallemia ichthyophaga EXF-994, 654 nucleotides. RefSeq lists its product as uncharacterized. The coding region runs from base 1 to 654 and encodes 217 amino acids. Lineage: Eukaryota; Fungi; Basidiomycota; Wallemiomycetes; Wallemiales; Wallemiaceae. The transcript is spliced from 3 exons. The record is from RefSeq and is a predicted model, not a curated record.